Racocetra persica is the source of this 444-nucleotide messenger RNA. The record is from the annotation of a GenBank genome assembly. Lineage: Eukaryota; Fungi; Glomeromycota; Glomeromycetes; Diversisporales; Gigasporaceae.
CUGCUUGGACUGGUUGGUAUAAUCAACUUAUAUCUUACAAACAACAAUACAAUAAUGCCGUUUGGUAUUAUAACCCUAAAUUAGAAACAGAAAAAGCUAAAAAAGAAUACGAAGAAAUGAGAAAAAAAUAUGAAGAAGAAAAAAAACUACAUGGUGAAACUAAAGAAAAGUUAGAAGAAGAAAUAAAAAAACAUAAUGAAACCAAAGAAUUACUUGAAAAAGAAAAGAAAAAAACGAAACAACUCAAAGAAACUAUCGAACAAUUACAAAAAAAACAUAAAAUUGAAAUCAACGAUCUUGAAAACAAACUUAAAGAAAAAGAUGCUAAAAUUCUAGAAUUACAAAAUGAAAAUACAAGGUUACGAAUGAUGUACGAUCAACAAAAAAUACUGUUAGAUAAACUUAAAACUGAUAUUGAAGAUAUGGAAAAACUUAAAAAUGAUA